AUGUCGUCCCGGAUUCUCAUGCGUCCUAUCAAACCGGUCCUGGCUCGGUCCAGCAACGUUGUUCGCUUGAACAACCCCGCCAGAUUGAGCACAACAGUUGCUGCUGCCGCACCAACAACAACGACAACUAACAAGGGUGUGUGGGAAAGACCCGUCGCCUGGAUAUUGGCUGGAGCCUUUGUGACGGCUGCAUCCAUUGGAUCUGUGAAUCAGCAAUCUUUUCCGAGUGGGGGUACCGCGUCUACCACGUCUCUCGAUGCUCUUGGUACUCUUCCACUUCCACCAAUACAAGUCGGUCCUGUAUCGGUAUCUUCCAAAAAUCCUCAUGUGGAAUCCUCAGCUGCACAAGUCAAGAAGGAGGAGACAGCCGUGCAGCAGCGGGAAGAACCAGAAACGGGCAUAUCGUUCCCACCCUCUUUUCAAGCCAAGGAGUUGCUAGGACUUGGAGUCCGAAAGAAGUACCAGUUUUUCAAUGUCUAUGCCGUGGGAUUCUAUGUGAAUAAAGAAGAUUUCCGUGGUUUAGACGAACAAGACUAUGAGGAAGCUUUGCUGAAUCCACACAAUCAUCGUACGGCUCGCAUUGUUAUGAACCGGACGUUGACAAUGGACAAAGUAGUUUCUACCUUGAUCGAGUCAUUGGAGCCUCGCAUGCACGGACGAGACUUGUUUGCACUGGAUCACUUUUCAAAGAUGCGAAAAUAUGGAAGUCUCAACAGAGGCGACGAGAUCAUUAUAAACAUUCGAGGGAACUCGGUGGAAUGCAAGUGUAGCAAUGGUGGCCAAAAUGUGGUAGUAUCAGAGGUGUUUACAAGGGCAAUUUGCGAUGUUUACUUUGGCAAACAGCCGAUUAGUCCGGCGGCAAAAGAAUCUGCGAUCAAGGGUAUCAGUGAUCUUUGA
This is a messenger RNA of Seminavis robusta, 897 nucleotides long. Lineage: Eukaryota; Bacillariophyta; Bacillariophyceae; Naviculales; Naviculaceae. The record is from the annotation of a GenBank genome assembly.